Brassicogethes aeneus is the source of this 558-nucleotide messenger RNA. The record is from the annotation of a GenBank genome assembly. NCBI's taxonomy places the organism in Eukaryota, Metazoa, Arthropoda, Insecta, Coleoptera, Nitidulidae.
AUGAUUGGAGCGAUGCCAGCGGUGGCCGUUCGCCACGAGCGUAGAAAGGGCCAAGAAAAAAGGUCGAAACGACCCAGCCAGCUCUUUAUUGGCGGGCACUGGUUGCCCCCGAACAGUCCUAGUCCCACCCCUAGCCCUGGAACUAACGAAGAUGGAACGGAGAGGAUGCCAGAAAUUUACAUUUGUGGAAAAGUGUCCGCUCUUCAACUCAUAGUUGGUUCUAUCCUGUUGGGCGCCAUAGUUCUUAUCGUUGGGUUGGUACAGUUGGUACCAAAUGCAGCAGAUGCUGAUCAUCGAUAUAUUUUUAUAGGUGCCGGGACCAUUUUGCUGAUCGUGGGCUUUCUCCUAACAGCAGUGAGAUGCUUUUGCAUGCACUGUAAACCUAGAGGUUCGAGGGUAGUGGUAGAGGACCCGCCCCCUCCCAUCGAUGCUGUUCAUAGUAUAGACGUGCUGGUACAGAGACGGGAUACUCAGAUCACAUCUCCAUCUGAGCUAGAUGCCUUAAUAGGUCAAGGAAACCACGGUAACGAAAAAGAACAACUGAACCACGAUACCUAA